This is a messenger RNA of Trichoderma atroviride IMI 206040, 693 nucleotides long. Lineage: Eukaryota; Fungi; Ascomycota; Sordariomycetes; Hypocreales; Hypocreaceae. The record is from RefSeq and is a predicted model, not a curated record.
ACAGCCUUGGGCACAUUUUGCGAUAAAUCCAACUGCGAGUACACAUCUCUUUUUUCCAUCCGAAAAUCGAACCCCCAACCGUCAAAAUGGCCAACGUCGAGGAAAUCGCCAAGCAGUUUGUCAAUGGCUUCUUUACGGGCAUGAGCACCAACAUUGCCGGCCUCGCUGCCGUCUACACUCCCCAGUCCGUCCUUACCUUUGAGUCUCAGAAGUUUGAGGGUGCCAACGCUAUUCUGGAGAAGCUCACGAGCCUCCCCUUCAAGAUGAGCGGCCACCAGCUCUCCACCCUCGAUGCCCAGCUCGCCGAUAACGACCUCCUGAUUCUGGUAACAGGAAAGCUCAAGGUCGACGAGGACGAGAACCUGAUAAACUUUGUCCAGAACUUCAAGGUCAGCGUCAGCCAGGGCCCCGGUGGCGAGAUUACUGGCUUCCUCGUCAAGAACGACAUCUUCAAGCUGGUUUACUAAAUUCUUGGAACUCAAUACUGGAAAAACUUUGCUUGUGGACGAGGAGUGAGUAAUGACCUGGCGAUACAGAAGCUCGGAAUCUGAAGAUGAGGACAUGGGGCCCGGAGAGGAUCAGAAUAAAGGCUAGAGAUGUCAACACAUUCUCACAUAAAAAAUUUCAAAGCUUUUAGGCAUAGCUAAAUCUACACUAUAUACCACCAAAGCCGUUGUAGCUCUACAGUUUUCC